UAUAGUGUCUACGUCGCAACGUCGCAGCCAACAAGAACAAGUACCAACCAAGUAGUAGUAGUGGGCUAGGAGUUAGUGAGGACGUAUGUCCGUGUGUUGAUUGGACAGAGCAACAUGGCCAAGUUUGCGUGGGUGACUCUUGCCACCAAUGACUCGUAUUCCAUGGGAGCGCUUGUCCUGGCGCACUCACUGCGCCGAGUCAACACAGCACAUCAGUUGGUGGUCCUCAUUACACCCGGUGUCACCGAGGCUAUGAAAACACAGCUGAGUGCUGUAUUCAAUGUUGUCAAGUUGGUAGACGUGCUAGACUCUAAAGAUGCUGACAAUCUGGCUCUACUUGCUCGUCCAGAACUGGGAAUCACAUUCACUAAACUCCACUGUUGGAAGCUCACAGAGUACGAAAAGUGUGUGUUUCUAGAUGCAGACACUCUUGUCCUACAAAACAGCGAUGAGUUGUUUGAGCGGGAAGAGUUGUCUGCUGCGCCAGACGCAGGUUGGCCAGACUGUUUCAACUCUGGCGUGUUUGUCUACAAACCUAGUCAACAAACCUUCCAAGCACUCAUAGAGUUUGCGUUAAUACAUGGAAGCUUUGAUGGAGGAGAUCAAGGAUUGCUGAAUUUGUUCUUCAGUGAUUGGCCGACAAAGGACAUCAAGAAACAUUUGCCGUUUGUUUACAACAUGUGCUCAACAGCCACCUACUCUUAUUUGCCUGCAUUUAAACAGUUUGGUGCAGGGCUGAAGAUUAUUCACUUCAUCGGUGCUGCGAAGCCUUGGCUUCAACCAUUCAACACGGAGACAAGUCUAGUGAGCGUGUCAGGAGAGUCGAGACAUCUCGUACAGUUUGUACAAUUGUGGUGGGACAUCUUCUGUGCUCACGUUCAUCCCACACUGUCCACGGAAAUGACUUGGCAUCGGCUCGAGACCAGCUUAGAGUUCUUCACAAGGCCUCCACCACCCUUGAUAUUGCUCUCGGAACAGUCUUAUUUCAAACAAACACCUCCAUCUCCUCCACCACCCGUUUUGUCGGAUUAUCAGGAACAAAACUACGGAUAUUCCGAUCCGUGGGACGAAUAUGUAGAACAAAGUGACGAACCACCCAAAGACUCUUGUAGGAACUAUAACAAUGCUGUUGACAAUUACCUGCUCUCUAACGACAGUAGUGAAAUAAAUUACAGUGACCAUUUUACAAAUUUUAAUAUCCAGUUUUCAAGUGAGCACAGGGUCAGUAGAGCUUCUGUUAGACCUCAUUUAGACCAUAAUUCCGAAAGCAACAGUCACAAUAAUCGUGAUAGUCAUGUUCAACACUUGCACACACACAGUCACUCCCAUUAUCACCACACUCCUAGUCAACCACACACCUCAGAGCCCGGACUUUGGGAAGAUUCUGCUCAAUCUGAGUUUUACUCUGUUACUGAUGGUGGUGGGAAUGAUCAAGAUCACAGAACAACUUCAAGAAAAAACAGUUUUUCACAGCCCGAACAAAAUCAAAUUGUGCCGGAAAUCAGAGUGGCUCCACCCUUAGUAGAACAUUCAUACCCGCAUGAACCCCCAGCACAACCAAUCCAUGAACCCUCCCAGAGUGAAUCUAGUUCAGUACACUGCCACACUCAGCAGCACUGUAGUCCUGCACAGUCCGACGAUGAAGCGGGAUUAGCAGGCGCCCUAGCCACAGUCACUCUGGGCGCUCCUCUGACUGUUGAACAAAGGGCUUUAGAGGAACAUCUCAGGAGACAAGGCUGGGAGCAGGGCAACAUAGAUUACAUGGGCAAGGAUUCCUUUGACAACAUCUGGCAAAAGAUCUGUCAAACUUUGGGAACCACAGCUCCCACACCGUCCUCAGAAGCCCCUGCUCCAGUCGCUCCUGUUGCAGCGCCAGUUUAUGUAUCUUCGGUCGAGAUCUCGCCCUCCGGUCAGAUUGAUAAGACCCCACCACAAGCCAACUAUGCCCCUGUAAGUGCCCUAGUAGCGACUGUUGAAGCUUCUGAUACUAAGGAUGCUACUAAAGCGCCCCAGUCAGAAACUCCAACAGUUGCAAGUGAACCAAAACCUUCGGUUACAGAAGUAGUAUCAACGGUUAGCGUUACUUCAUCAGCAGCAACAACACCACCACAAGUCGCCAGUGAAGCUCCUGCAUCCACGGCAGUAGCGCCUGCAGAGAAGACUGAGACACAACCUGCGCCUCUCACAAUUCCUUCUGCUCCAAAAGAAGCAACAGUAACAAGCCCAGUCCCUCCUCCAGUUACUCCAACUAUGGUACCAGUCCCGACAGAUGUUUCAACUGCAAUCACUCCCGCCUCAACAGCUCCAGCUUCAACAACUACAACUCCAACCGCAACUACUCCUGCAACAAUUUCUCCAACUCCACCAACACCGGUCCCAACCGCUCCAUCCCAAACUGAACCCCUAACUCCAUCAACUCCAGCCCCAACAACUCCAACCCUAACACCAACAGCUCCAACACCAAUAACCCCUACACCAACACCAACAACUCCAAUCCCAACACCAACAGCUCCAACACCAUCAACCCCUACACCAACACCAACAACUCCUACCCCAACUCCAACAACUCCUGCCACAACUACUCCUACUCCAACACUUCCAGCCCAAGUUGAACCACUACCUCUAACAAAUCCAGCCCCUACAACUCCAGCUCCAACGCCUACAACUCCCACCACAACUACUCCAACUCCAGCAACUAUAGUCCCAACAACCCCAGCCCCAACUGAACCUCCAGCUCCGACACCUUCAGCCCCAACUACUCCAACUCCGGCUCCAACAACUCCAGCUCCGACACCUUCAGCCCCAACUACUCCAACUCCGGCUCCAACAACUCCAGCUCCGACACCUUCAGCCCCGACUACUCCAACUCCGGCUCCAACAACUCCAGCUCCGACACCUUCAGCCCCAACUACUCCAACUCCGGCUCCAACAACUCCAGCUCCGACACCUUCAGCCCCAACUACUCCAACUCCGGCUCCAACAACUCCAGCUCCGACACCUUCAGCCCCAACUACUCCAACUCCGGCUCCAACAACUCCAGCUCCCACACCUUCAGCCCCAACUACUCCAACUCCGGCUCCAACAACUCCAGCUCCAACACCAACAACUCCAGCCAUAUCUACUCCAACUCCAGCUGUAACAAUCCCAGCCCCAGAAGUUCCUGCACCAGCCCCUGCAGAAGUUCCUGUGCCAGCAGUUGUAAAAGUUCCUGCACCAGCCAUUGCAGAAGUUUCUGCCCCAACUCCUGCAGAAGUGCCUGUGCCAGCCCCUGCAGAAGUGCCUGCACCAGCUCUUGCAGAAGUGCCUGCGCCAGCCCCACCAACUCCUACAGCACAGCCUCAAACCCCAACAGUGACAGAGCCUACCCCUCCCACAUCACCUCCAAUAGCUACUGAAGCCCCUCAACUAGCCAAGUUACAAGUUGAGCCCGAAGUGCCUGCUACACCCCCUGCAGGAGCCUCUGCUCAACCUAGCCUUGAAGGGGCAGUAGCAGAAGAACCCCCAGUACCACCGAAGAGAAAAGGAGGAAAGGGACAGCAAGACUCUAAAAAUCAAAAGGGAGGAAAACCAUCUAAAGGGAAAAAGUAAUAGCUUUAAUUCUGCUUUCAAUGUAACACUAAAUUUCAAUUCAGUUACAUAAAAUUGUGUUUGUUACUGAAUUACACAACCUAAUUCUUAAUUAAUGUUAUCAAUGUUUUAAACUUUUUUGUUACAAGUCAUUAAUUAAUUCAUAUUAACAAAAUGCUUUCCUCAUAAGGAAAGUGUGAAACUAUCUAGUCAUUAUGUGUUAGGGUGUAGGAGUGUUAACUGUUCUUAGGUGCCAAAAAGAGUUUCACGCUGCUUAUGUUCGCUGUUAACCAAAAUAAUAAUCUCUUGAGUUUAACAGAGUGAGACAGUGUAUUGAAUAGCUCAUGAUAUUAUUUGUCAAACAAACACAUAUUAUAAUGGUUUCUUUUUCAUUUGUAUUUACUUACAAAGUAACUGAGAUGAUUCAAGAAAAAUAUUGUUUUAAUUGUGUAUAAUUAGUUUUUGUUUUUUAUUGAUUAAUGUACACAAAAUAUUAUACUUUAGUUUUGAUAAAUAUUUUGAGAAUAUAGAUUUUGUUAAAACAUUAAAAUAAAACUGUAUAAACUGAGAAAAAGAGCUUUUUUAA
Molecule: messenger RNA, 4153 nt
Organism: Macrosteles quadrilineatus (aster leafhopper)
Lineage: Eukaryota; Metazoa; Arthropoda; Insecta; Hemiptera; Cicadellidae
Gene: Gyg
Product: glycogenin-1
Exons: 8
Coding region: 115-3588 (1157 amino acids)
Cellular component (GO): cytoplasm
Molecular function (GO): glycosyltransferase activity
Source: RefSeq, a predicted model, not a curated record